Symbiodinium sp. CCMP2592 is the source of this 900-nucleotide messenger RNA. NCBI's taxonomy places the organism in Eukaryota, Dinophyceae, Suessiales, Symbiodiniaceae. The record is from the annotation of a GenBank genome assembly.
AUGCUCCUGACGUUUCUGCAAGCACAGAGCGUGCUUGCCAGGGGCAUUUGCAGGUGGAACGCUCCUCAGCCUCUGUUGGCAAGGGGCAAGAUGACUGGCGGCGCUCCCUUCCGAAAUCCUCACAACCUUCCGGUCAAGGACUGCGUUGUGUGCGGUCGGCCAUUUACCUGGCGGAAGAAGUGGGAGCGCUGCUGGGAUGAAGUGCAGACCUGCAGCAACCGCUGCCGCACAGAGCGUCGUGCGAAGAGCUCAGCGGGCAAGAAACUCGCCGGGGGAAUGGCAGCAGGAGCCGCUGCGGCGAUCACUUCCGUGAACCGGGCUGCAAAGUCCGAAGACAGCGAAGCCACAUCAGACGAGGUGGUGGAUGAUCCUGAUCCAGUUACACGAUCGGAAGAGCCAGGUGAAUCGCCCGCGACCUCGCGAGGAUACGCUGGAGACCAAGCCGAGCAGGUCAGCCUGAGCCUGGAGCAGUUGACGUCCGACGAGGAGUCGGCUGAAGCCGAUUCUGUGAAGGAUGUCAAGGCGGCGCGGCGCGAGCGCAAGAAGGCCUUGAAGGCCGAACGCCGGGCCAAGCGCGCCCAGUCUCCAGAGGAGCGUGCCGCAGCUAAGCGAAAGCCCUGUACUCUGUGCCAGCGGCCCGUCGACUUGCUUGUUCGAUGCCGCAUCGACAUCUCCCAGAAGUGGCACAUGCUUUGUGGCCGCUGCUGGAAGAAAGAGUCCGGAGGAGUUCCGGAUGGGGAUGCUUCACACCCUCACUACCGAUACGGUGGCCUGUGGAAGAAUCGGUCGGCCAAGGUUACCACGCCCAGCUUCUCGGGAGCGGUCAAAACGAAGGAGACCUGCGAGGAGGACUUCGACUCAGCAGAGCGGCUGCUUCAGGAAGCCUACAAAGGUGGCUGA